AUCAGCUGACUGUGUAUUGGCUACGUGGGUGGUGAACGUAUUUUAACGAUACGCUUACUACGUCCCUAAAAUAUUCGAGAUAUAUCGAAAAAGGUGGUGUUUGAGGCUGUAACAUUUGUUUAGGGACAAUGGAGAAUUUAGAGGACAGUCUGAAGACAAUGGUGAGAACCUUCAGGCGAGAAUGCCACCGGGUCCUUGAGUCAGAGAGGACUACCAUCCACGGGGCAGAUGGAAUGUUGAUGGUUCUACAGCUGGCCAUUGCAGAGGUCAAUAAACAGGAGAGUGGAGAGUUCAGUGUUGCCCUGAGUGAUGUCCUGGUGGCCUGGAAACACUUACUAUUAGACAAACUUCACCUGCCCCUUGACAACGACUCUUCCCGACCAGAGAACUAUGACAUCAUCAGGAAAGAAUACGACUCCUUUCUGAAGCGCACCAACACUAUGGACCUGAUUGAUAUCCACUCUAUGUACAAACAGCUGAGGGUUGAUCCGGACCCUGAGGAGCCUCUGAGCUCAGUCCAGCUGUUUCAGUUUCUGUCCAGUAACAUGGAGACCUAUGAGGUGAGGGAUUCCCUGUCCCAGGUCCCCUUGACUCCAUCAAGCAAGUCAAAGCCAUGCAGCACACAGGUAGGAAAGGUGGUGAGGAGGGUCUUCUGCUCCUAUCUGGAUCAGCUGGUCAACUCCAAGAACGACAUGGCCCUAGCGCACACCCUUGACACCCCUGGCAGAUCGCUCGGACGUGUAGCUUUUACUGACCUGAAGCGUGAAGCACGGAGCAAGAACAUGUCACUCUUCUUGGCUGUGACAUCAUUUGUGAGAGCGGUCCAGCUGGGAGGAAAGGGCUAUGCCCCUGCUGAGUCUGACCCCCUGAGGAAACAUGUUAAAGGCCUGUCAGACUUUGUCCAUUUUACAGACAACCUGGAGGAGAUAUUGGGAGACAACCCUGACCCUAGUAUUGCUGGCGUUUGUCUGGUGACCAGUAUCAGGGCAGCUCUGUUGAAGGGGCGGGCCAGUGGAGACAUUGUGUACGCUGCAGCUGACGAGACCGCCAAGGACCUCAAAGAGCGGAUCGCUCAGAUCCAUCUGUCCCACAGACUGCAGUCGGCUAGUGGGACAGGGAUCAGCCCAGCCAGGCCUAGAUACCAUGCUAUUAACCACGCCACUGCUUAUGGAGGUCGGGAGACUGUGAAGGUCCUGAUAGCAUUGCUGGAUGAAGAUGCUUUGGCUCCGCCUUGCAGGAACAAGGCAGUCUUACUCUCUGAGGAUCAGGCUGUCCUCAGUGGGGGGGAGGGGACCUGCAUGCUCACACUGUUCCGAUCCCCUGAGGUUCCCACUGGCUCCUCUCCAAAACCCCUGCAACACCGUGUCCAGGAGCGACAAGAUCAACUCAAAUCCAAGGCCAGAGAGCGAACCAUCCGAUCUCAGUUUGCCUGCACGUACCAGGACGACUCGGAGCUGCCCCUCAACCGCAUCCUGGACUUCCCCAGCACCAUCCAGGUCACCACCUGUGUGCACUCGGCUCCUAAGCAGACCAUCACUACUGUGGACUCCACCUCUGCUGUCAAUGAGCUGGGCAGAGUGGAGGUUUACCCAGAGGCUGGGAGGAAAGAGGCCCAGGGAGGAGGCACAACCCGGGGGGUUGCCACAGCGCUAGGGCCCAGGAGUGGAAAUGAUGCCCCGAGCAGCAGUGUAGGCGUGGGCAGUCGGAAGACCAACAUCCAGACAGAAGGAAGCAGCAAGGCCUGUAAACGGAAGCUGGUGGAUUGUAGCGACCACUGUGGGUCAGGGAACCAUCCCCCUCUGAAGAAACUCCCCACCAGAUUGACAGGGAAGAAUGGUGGGGCUAAAGCCCCCAGUAAGAAGAAACUGAUUGCAGGACAGGGCAAGCUCACCAGCUUUUUCAGAUUGUGAGCUACUCAUUGUCGUGAUGAAGUUGAAGGCAGUACUAGUAAUGGUGCUUUAUUUAAUCAAUGGUCUGUUGUCUUUGAAGCUGAAUGUUCCGGAAUCAAUUGCACUUGUUUUCCCGCAGUGGCGCUUGGCCUGAUUUCAGAGGCUUUAUUGUACUUUUUAUUUAUUUUUUCCUCUGUGCUUUCCAACGAUUGACAGAAAUCAUUUUGAAAGAAAGAUCACCAGCUGUGGUGUGUCUGGGAGAGUGUGAUGCAGAAGAGCUGUUGAGGCAAUAUGGAAAGUCUGAGAGUGGUUGAAACCCAAGCAGAUCUGUUUGAUAGCCGAUCUGUGGAGGAUUGGCCUGCAGUUUAUCUCCCUCUUAGACAAAAGCCCCCCGCCAGACACUUCUCCUCUCUUACAUGCAUCUUCACUACUACUAUAAUAAAUUCUAUACUGUUUCGUAUUUGA
Molecule: messenger RNA, 2354 nt
Organism: Oncorhynchus nerka (sockeye salmon)
Lineage: Eukaryota; Metazoa; Chordata; Actinopteri; Salmoniformes; Salmonidae
Product: PCNA-interacting partner
Exons: 11
Coding region: 129-1910 (593 amino acids)
Biological process (GO): negative regulation of double-strand break repair via homologous recombination
Cellular component (GO): chromatin
Source: RefSeq, a predicted model, not a curated record